GGUCCCUCGUGUGUCUUCCUCGAACCUUAUCCCCAACCAUGGAAAGCUAUGGCUUCCUCUACUGGGUGGGCGUGAGCACCGUGGCCUACCUGUCCCUGCGGCUCUCAUACAGGCUCUUCUCGGCCUUUCGGGUGUGGGGCUUGGCGCACAAGGAUGUGGUCGGGCCAGCACUUGGCCAGUGGGCAGUUGUCACAGGGAGUACUGAUGGAAUUGGACGAUCAUAUGCAGAAGAGUUAGCCAAGCGUGGAAUGAAGAUCGUCCUCGUCAGCAGAUCCCAGGAAAAACUAAAGGAGGUGGCUAAUAAUAUAAGAGAAAAAUUCAAUGUGGAAACCAGGACGGUUGCUGUUGAUUUUGGGGAAACCGAUAUUUAUAACAAGAUUGAAGCCAGCUUGACAGGCCUGGAGAUUGGUGUUUUAGUGAACAAUGUGGGAAUGUCAUAUGAGUAUCCUGAGUACUUUUUGGAUAUUCCAGACCUGGAUAAUACCAUCCGCAAGCUGAUCAACAUUAACAUCUUCUCCGUGUGCAAGAUGACACAGUUGGUGCUGCCUGGCAUGGUGAAAAGAUCGAAAGGGGCAAUUUUGAAUAUCUCAUCUGCCAGCGGCAUGUUGCCAACUCCAUUAUUGACUAUUUACUCCGCGACCAAGGCUUUUGUCGAUUUCUUCUCCCAGAGCCUCCAUAUGGAGUACAGGAGCAAGGGCAUCAUUGUGCAGAGUGUCCUACCAUUCUUUGUGGCUACAAAAUUGGCGAAAAUCCGAAAGCCAACCUUUGACAAGCCGUCCGCUCAGGCGUUUGUGAAGUCUGCGAUUAAGACGGUCGGUCUGCAGUCCCGCACCAAUGGCUAUCCAGUCCACGCCAUGAUGGGCUGGUUUCUCGCAGACCUGAUGCCUUCAUGGCUUUACACGAAACUUUCUUUAUCUCUGAACAAGGGAACGAAAGCUCGCUACCUGAAGAAGCACAAGAAAGCCUAAGCUGGGAGGAGCCCAUCCGGGAAGUCCAGCACGGUCCAGUGUAUCCACGUGCUCUGCAGAACACCUUUGAAAUCUCCAGUUACCACUUUUUCAUUUAGUAAUCAGAUGAAAUGCCAUUGGGUUUGAGAAGAAAACAAAAAUUAUUUCUAGGGCCUCCUGCCUUGGACUGCUUUCUUGACACAAGUUGGCCAGAGUAGGAAACUUCCAAGAGCUUUUCUCAGUAGGGUUGGGGAGGGAGAUCUUUAAUUGGAAAAUAAAACAGAAUCAGGCUAAUGGGGAGGGGGUCAGGGUGGAUUGCUGGGGAACUGUUUAAUAACUCAUACAAUGACUGGGUUUUUACUUCAAAUAGUUACUACAUACUAACUCAUGGACCACUGGCAGGGGAUCCCCAAAUCUCCCUUUCACCCAGCUUUGUGUUCCUCAGAGUGUCUGGACAUCAUUUGUAUUGUCUAAGUUGUACUUGCCAAGUUACAGCCUGACCAUUCCUUCAGUCUUGGCCAUUCCAAGGGACUAUUGGGGGAGGAGCGAGGGGAGGCCCCCCAAGAUCUCUUAAAACUCUGUCUAGUCUGCAUGGUCACUGAAGCAGUAGGGCGGGCCCAUUUUUGUGUUCCAAGCACUUUGGGCUCUGCCUGCCUGCCCUGUGCCAGGUACUAAAUAAACAGCUUGUGGCGA
Gracilinanus agilis (Agile Gracile Mouse Opossum) is the source of this 1640-nucleotide messenger RNA. RefSeq names its product hydroxysteroid 17-beta dehydrogenase 12 (gene HSD17B12). Lineage: Eukaryota; Metazoa; Chordata; Mammalia; Didelphimorphia; Didelphidae. Gene Ontology annotation, molecular function: oxidoreductase activity. The record is from RefSeq and is a predicted model, not a curated record. Bases 39 to 968 code for a protein of 309 amino acids. The transcript has 11 exons. Gene Ontology annotation, cellular component: endoplasmic reticulum.